AUCAGUUCUCCAUACAACAAAAUAUUUUAAACAAUUUGAGAAUGGCUUCCAAGGCAUUAGUUUUGCUGGGUCUCUUUGCACUUCUAUUCGUUGUCUCAGAAGUUGCCGCGACAUCCGAAGGGCAGUCAGUGAAGUCAGAGAGUGAGGAUACCUUACAACCUGAUCAUGACCAAUAUGGUGGUGGCCACGGUGGUUAUGGAGGUAACAACGGAGGGGGAGGUUAUAACGGAGGGGGAGGUUACAACGGAGGAGGAGGUUACAACGGAGGACGAAACCACGGAGGAGGAGGAUACAACGGAGGCGGAGGAUACAAUGGAGGAGGACACCGUGGAGGAGGAUACAACGGAGGAGGCCGUGGAGGAGGUUGCCACCACGGCUGCUGCUACAGAGGUUACCGUAGCUGCUCAAGGUGUUGCUCAUAUGCCGGAGAAGCUGUUCAGACACAACCCGGCCACUAAAAGUCGAUAGUAUUCAACACCACCAUAUAUGCAAUUAUGUGUCUUUAUGAGUAUAUAUACGUAAACCAUGGUGGUUUGUUUGUAAUGAUAUAAGUCCGUAAAAUUUAGCGAAGGCCAAAUAACGAGAAUAAAGUUUGAUAUGUAAAGUCUUUGCGUUUGAGUUGUUAUCUUCGUGGCUGUCAUAAUAAAAUCGUUUGUUGUUUAUGAUUGGAUGAAUAUAGGAGAAUAUUGUUCAUAUUGUUGCACAUGAUGCAUAAUCUCAAGAAUCUC
Eruca vesicaria subsp. sativa (arugula) is the source of this 728-nucleotide messenger RNA. The record is from the annotation of a GenBank genome assembly. Lineage: Eukaryota; Viridiplantae; Streptophyta; Magnoliopsida; Brassicales; Brassicaceae.